GAACCAGCUUCGCGACCUUGGCCUUGGGCAGGCUACCUAACUAUCUGGGCCUAAGCUUGACUUUGUUAUCUCUAAAUGAGUUAAUCAUUCCUAUUUAACAGGAGACAGGAGGCCGGCAGUGAGCUGACAUGGACUCACGCCUCACAGUGCCUGACCCUGCCCCUGCAGGUGCCAUGAGCCUGGAGGACUUCCACAGGAGCGUGCUGGACGCCCAGGAGUGGAUGAAGGCGGUGCACGAGCGGCUGCACAUCAAUGACAACACCCAGGGGCCCCGCGCCGCCCUGGAGGCUCGGCUGCGGGAGACAGAGAAAAUCUGCCGGCUGGAGCCCGAGGGGCGCGUGAAGGUGGACCUGGUGCUGGGUGCGGCGGAAGCCUUGCUGGCCUGCUGCCAUGAAGACCAGAAGCCUGAGGUCCUGGCCCAGCUGAGGGACAUCAAGGCCCAGUGGGAGGAGACGGUCACCUAUAUGACUCACUGUCACAGCCGCAUUGAGUGGGUGUGGCUGCACUGGAGUGAGUACCUGCUGGCCCAGGAUGAGUUCUACCGCUGGUUCCAGAAGAUGACGGUCACGCUGGAGCCGCCCGUGGAGCUGCAGCUCGGGCUGCAGGAGAAGCAGUGGCAGCUGAGCCACGCCCAGGUGCUGCUGCAAAACGUGGACCACCAGGCCGUGCUCCUGGAGCGGCUGCUGGAGGAGGCGGCCUCCCUCUUCAACAGGAUCGGGGACCCCAGCGUGGACGAGGGGGCCCAGAAGAGGAUGCAGGCUGAAUACGACGCCGUGAAGGCCAAGGCCCAGGAACGGGUGCACCUGCUGGCACAGGUGGCCCAGGAGCACGAGCAGUACCAGGCGAAUGUGGACGAGUUCCAGCUGUGGCUGCAGGCGGUGGUGGAGAAGGCGCACAGCUGCCUGGGGCGGAACCGCAAGCUGAGCCCCGCGCACCGCCUCUCGGCACUGCAGGACAUCACCAAAGACUUCCCCAGGGGAGAGGACUCUCUGCAGAGGCUGCAAGAGCAGUCGGCGGGCGUCAUCCGGAACACCUCUCCCCUGGGAGCGGAGAAGGUGGCCGGCGAGCUGGACGACAUGCGGAAGGUUCUGGAGAAGCUGCGGCUGCUCUGGGAGGAGGAGGAGGCGCGGCUGCGGGGCCUGCUCCAGGCCGAGGGGGCCUGCGAGCUGCGGGUCCGGCAGCUGGAGACCGAGCUGGCAGAGUUCCGGAAGCGCCUUCACGGGCUGGCCCAGGAGGGCCUGGAGCCCGCAGCGAGGGCAGGGACCGAGGACGAGCUGCUGGCGCACUGGCGACGCUGCUCGGCCACGCGUGCAGCCCUGGCCUCGGAGGAGCCCCGCGUGGAGCGGCUGCAGGCCCAGCUGAAGGAGCUCCUGGGCUCUGCCCACGACCUGCAGCCGCUCUCAGACGCCGUGGUCACCGCCAUCCAGGACUUUCACAGCCUGAAGGGGAAGAGUGCCAAGCUGCGCAGCGCGGCGGGUGCCCAGCUGUGGCAGCGGCUCCAGCGCCCCCUGCAGGAUCUGCAGCUGUGGAAAGCCCUGGCGCAGCGGCUCCUGGACGUCACGGCCAGCCUGCCGGACCCGCCCUCCAUCCACACCUUCCUGCCCCAGAUCGAGGCGGCCCUGGCGGAAAGCUCUCGCCUGAAAGAGCAGCUGACCAUGCUGCAGCUGAAGAAGGAGCUGCUGGGCGGCGUCUGUGACCCCGACAGGGCGGCGGCCCUCCUGGAGGAGGCAGCGAGCUCGGUGCGGGACCGAGACCUGCUGCAUAACAGCCUCCUGCAGAGGAAAAGCAAGCUGCAGAGCUUGCUGGCCCAGCACAAGGACUUUGGGGCCGCGUUUGAGCCGCUGCAGAGGAAGCUCCUGGACCUCCAGGCCCGGGUCCAAGCCGAGGACGGGCCUCAGCCGGACCUUCCUGGAAAGCAGGCCCAGCUGUCAAGGUUGCAGGGGCUGCAGGAAGAAGGGCUGGAGCUGGGCGUGCAGGCGGAGGCUCUGCAGUCUCUGGUACAGGGGAACACCAGCCACCAGCAGAGAGCGGGCCAGCUCUGCUCCGACUGCCAGGCCCUGCAGCGGGCCCUGGAGGACCUGGUGGACGGGUGUCGGCAGAGCGUGCAGGAGCACCGCACCUUCAGCCAGGAGCUACUGGAGCUGCGCCAGUGGAUCGCCGUGGUGGCACAGAAGCUGGAGUCCCACCAGGGGGACGCGGAACCCGGGGACGCCGCGUCCCGAGAGGCCGAGGUCGAGAGGUUGGUGGCGGACUUCCCGGAGAAGGAGGCCCAGCUGCUGUUGAUCGAAGCGCGUGGCCGGCGGGUGCUGGAGCAGUCUUCCCGGGAGGGGGCCACCAGGGUCCAGGAGGAGCUGCGGGAGCUGGCGGAGUCCUGGCAGAGCCUACAGCUGCGGAAAGAAAGCCUGCUGAGCCUCAUCAGAAACUGGCAGAUGCGGAGGACCGAAGUGGAUUCAGGGAAGAAAAUGAUUUUCACCAACAACAUCCCGAAGUCUGGGUUCCUCAUCGACCCCAUGGAUCCUCUUCCCAGGCAUCGCCGGGGGGCAAACCUACUUGUGGAGGAAGAAGGCAGCCGCGAAGAGCGGUCGCGACUCCUGAGAGACUUUGAGCAGUGGCUGCAGGUGGAAAAUUCCAAGCUGGUGAGAAUCAUCGCGACGAGAGCCGCCACAGCCGAGGACCUGAGGACCCGGGAGACCAAGCUGCAGGAGUUGGAUGCUCGGGUGCCAGAAGGCCAACAUCUCUUUGAGACCCUCCUUCGUCUCAGACCAGCAAGGGGGACCUCGGAUGAGCUGGAGGAUCUGCGCUACCGCUGGAUGCUGUACAAGUCCAAGCUCAAGGACUCCAGCCACCUGCUGACGCAGAGUUCUCCGGGGGAGCCGACUGGAUUCCAAAAGACGCGGCGGCGGCGGCGAGGCCUCGGCCACCUCCUCCGGAAGGCCUGCUGCACGGCGCUCCCGCUGCAGGUGCUGCUACUGCUGCUGCUGCUCCUGCUGUUCCUGCUGCCCGUCGGGGAGGAGGCCCGCAGCUGCUCACUGGCCAACAACCUCGCCCGCUCCUUCACGCUCACGCUGCGCCACAGCGGCCCCCCGCCCACCUAGCCCGCCAGGGCCACAGCUGAGCUUCACCGGCCUCCGUCCGUCCCGGCACGCACGUCCCGGGGGAGCCUGGAAGCAGAGCCGCCUGAGCACAAGUCCUGGGUCCGAGUUCCCAGCACCAGCUUGCCUUGGGUACGGCGUCGCCUCCGUCUGUGUGUGCCAGUGUGACCCAGCGACACCUGUGUACAUGCUCCGUCUGCUGUCACACGGCGUGUCUGUUCGUGUCCCCGGAGGUUCCUAGCGGGGGCCUCUCCGGGGAGACUUGGUAGCCUUUGUGCCUUGGCUUGCCGGCAGCACCGGCAGCCCCUCUUCCAGAAGCCAGCCCCAAACCCGGAAGUCUGUGAACAAGCCUGGUGACAUCGGCACAGGAGCGCGGCCCAGGCCCUCACGCCCAGGCUGGUGACCACUGUGGGCACAGUGAGAAUGCACGCGCCCGUCUGCUUCUCUGCUUCUAAACCCAAACCCACCACAGUUCUGUGCUGUGGGGUGGAAGUAGAAAUGGCGACGGCCAGAGGCAGGCCCGGCAACGGCAGUGAGGAGUGACAGGGACACAGGGCAGCCUGACGGGGGCUGAGGGGGGUGGGGGGGCGGGGGCAGGGCCCCAAAGCAAAGCCGGACAAGGCAUCAAGGGCAGGAACCCAGGCUCACCGACAGCACGGACCACAGCUCCUGUCCACGGGCGUGGCAGUGGCCCUCCAGGAAGCGGCCAGACUGUGCUCCCCGUGUUUUGUUCAGGGGCAGGGAAGGACACAGACUUUAUUCUCAAGACUUCCAAGCACACUCUGUGCACUGCACCCCCACAGCCCCAGGGGGAGCCGGGUCAUUGCUGUCCCCUGGCACCGGAGGUUCACGGUCAGGGGUCAGCUGAAGGUUCAGGAGAGAGGCACCUGCUGUGCCAAGCCCUGGGGAGCAAGGGUCCCUGCUGGAGACAGCCCUCCCACCUCUUCCAGAUCCGCUGGCCAGCCUGUCCCCCAUGUGGCCCACUCGGGUCCAGAACCAGGCCUUCUCGGCCAGAUCUGGGAAGGUGGGCUCUAUGCCACACCCCACCUGGGGCGGGGACAGGGUGACUCCACAUGGGCGAUGAGGCCAGAAACACAUCCCUGCUGGGCCAGGGGCUCUGGGGUGACAUCUAAGUGCUUUACAACAUCGCAUUUGCCCUCUGCGAACGUGUCCCUGUUUUAAAGAUACUCCGUGCCCCCUUUCUCCAAUGGCUUUUGUUUCUGGCUGCACCUAGGAGUCCCAGAGGCAGGCUGCUCAGGCCCUGUAUUGGACCUCGGGCUCAUAGAGCGUUUUACCUGGAAAGGCACAGAGGGCCCCAGGCAUGUCCCGGCCCCUCCCGGCCUCGCAUCUGGCCCCAGGAAGCAGGGAAGGGCUGGAGCUCCCCUCACGAGGGUAGGAGGCCUGCUCCCUGGGGAGCUCUUGGCACCGACUCAACAAGCACACUGUCCCAGGGACACUUUGCAAACCAAGCCACAAGCAGGCAAACCCAAGCCUCAGGCCCCGCCUCCAAGCCUGGCAGCUCGCUGAGGCCAGAGCCGAUUCCUACUCUCCCACUUCCCAGGUGAGAAAGCAGAGGCCCAGAGAGGGCUGGGCGCUGGGCGCUUGGCCCUGGCCACCCAGUGAGAGGCUGCGGGCCUCCAGGCAGUGCUGUGCUCACGCGAACAGAACCCCUCCCUCCCCCGCAGCAACCUCCAGCGUUCCCCAUUCCACGUGAUGCGGUCGCGUCCCGGGGCGGCGUGGAGGGGAGGGAGAGUGCGGCUGUGGACAGCUGUACCUGUUCUAAACUUUGAUGGUGGUGCCGUCGAGUCGUCUGUUCACAUAACUUUUUGAAAAAGGAGAGAGAAUUGCUAUCCUCAUUGCUCUCCCAUCCGGCAGCUGGGAUGACACGGAAGAGCCGUUUGCCGGUGCUCCUCAUGGCGAGCGCGGGCGAUUAUUCUGUUAGGACCUUGCUAGCAGCCUGUUUGACAACUGCCAAGUUGCCAUGCAGCCCGCGUGGGUGUGUGCGUGCUUCCUGUGUCCCCGGAGCGAGAGGAGCCUGAGAGUCGUGUGACUGUCGUGUGUAUGUGUGCAUGUGGCUGGGGGGGGGUAGAAAGAGGCACAGGUGGGUCACACCCAUGCUGUCAGCGCCCCCUUGCCUGGCCCACGCGCCCUGCCCUUCCUCACUCUGCCCUGGGUGUGGCAAGGGGCACACAGGGUCUGGCAGAGAGCACAAGGCAGGGGGUGGGGGUGCCGCAUGAGGCCAGGAGCCGCCUGGACGUGCCAGCGGGAGGGUGACGGGGAUACAGGAAGUGCAGACAAGGAGCUCAUUGGUUUGGUUCCUACUGGCCUGCCCCUGGGGGGCCCCUUGCAAGCCUUCUGCCCUGCAAGGCUGCGCAGGGCCAGGCCCCCUUUUGAGAUGAGAACCUGGGGGCCUGGACACAUAGACAGUUGUCCAUGUGGAAGUGGAAUUUGAAGCCAGGUGUGGCCCCAGAGCCCAUGCCGGGGCAGGGGUGGGUGGUGGGGAAGGGCUUGGGAUGGCUCCAGCAGGUCGCCGUGUCUGCAGCCCCUGGGAGCGGGUUCUGUGCGCACAGACAGGCUCUCGCUCCGAGGAGAGUGACGUUCCCCGUGUCGUCUACCUGAUAUCUUCAGUCGGCUCUAGAGGGCGACUUCUGGCCCCCUGGGAGCUCAGCCCCUCCCCCCCCUGCAGUGAGGGCCACGGCCAUGAAUGACGGCCCCCAGCUGGGUUUUGUUGUCUUCCGUUAAAAACCCAGAGGCGAGUGUGUUUGCUGGCACUCCACGCCCCUCGUGGGCACACAGGAGGGCCCCUGAAUGUAUGGCCCAGCUGCAUCUCAGGCUCUGUCUCAGAGCCACCUGCAGGGACAGCCUGCAGCCACGCUUGUCCCUGGGCAGUUCCAGGGGAAGGCAGCUGGGGGCGCUCCGCAGCCGGGGGCCUGGGCAACCAAUGGCUCCUCUCCUGUGCUGCCACUGGGCAGCACUGGCCCACCUGCCCCGCAGGACAGAGUGAGACAGGGCAGGAGGGGACCUCGUCUCCCCUGGUGGACUGCAGACAGGCCCGAGCAGGGGAAGAGGCGCACAGUGAGCUGGUCUGGCGAGGGCACCCAGCAAGUGGGGCAGAGGGAGUCCGACACCAGGGCCACCCCAGGCUCCGUGCCUCCGACCCGAGUGGUUAAAAGGGUUAAAAUGCUAUGCGUGUGUCUGCCACCAUUUGAGAGAAAAGGGAGAGACAGUGACAGCUGGGCUGUGCCUUUCUGGUAGCCAGGGCUCACCCACGGCCAGGCGGCAGCGGCAAAGCUUCCACUGAGCGAAGACAGAGCCAGGAGGAGGAGGGCCCAGGUGCUGAGCCUCUCCCUGGGGUCUUUUUUAUCAGGAUGACGACUCCAUCCCGAGAGCGUGUCCUUCCUCAGGAGCCCACGUUCAGUGGCCUGCGGGGACAGAGUUGUGUCUUCCUGUGUGGGGUCUGUCUUGAAUCCUCGUUGGGCGGAGUCAAAAGUCGCCAACUUCGUGUUCUUUCUGGGAGAAGGGGAGAUCCUGACGUGUGGGAGGCCCGGGGCUGGAGAAGGCGGGGAAAGAGAAGGAGUUGGGGAAUGUGUGAGCGGAGGGUAUCAGGACAGUGGUUUGGUCUUCCAGUGCAGGAGGGAAUCCCAGCUCAUGGGAGGUCUGAGAGGAGAGCAAAAGUGAACAGAGCGGUUGGAUGGAUACAGAACACUGUCUUCUCCAGUGUUAGGAGUUAGCGAAGUCACACAUCCCAGCUCUGUUCACGUGUUGUUGUCAAUGCAAGACUACAGGGGAGUGAGAUGGUGAUUUAUGGCGGCUGGGCAUGGGGAGGCCAGGAGCCUUGCAGCUAAGACCUGUAAAAGUACAUGUGUUGGCUCCGAGGUGCCACGGCCACGUAUGUGCCCAGAAUCUGCUUCCUGGCCUCUGGUCAGCGGGCAGCCUGCGCCUCUUCCUGUUAAUCCAAGGCAGUGAGUGUUCUCCAAGUCCUGUCUCCGUUCCAGGCUUGUGCAGCUCCUGCUCUCCAGGCACCCAGAGACCAGGGAAAGGGUUUGUGCCCUAGAAGAAGCCAAAGCACACUUGGGCCGUUGCCCUUGACUUUGCUCCUCUGCCUGCCCUGGGGUGGCUGGGCCACGUGGAGGAGACCUGCCGGAGUUCAGGAUGGCCGUGGGGGUAGCUUGCUGCCUCUUGGAGAUUACCGUGGCCACCGAGUUGCUGGACCACCAGGGCUGGCAGGUGCAUCCUCGGGCUGUGCUGGGUCUCGGGGUGUAGGCUCGAGGGGGAGCUGAGUCAAACACCCCACAUUGUGUCGUCUCUACUGUUAGCACCACUGUUAGUCUGUAAUCUUGGUAAAAAUUGGAAGUACCAAGCUGAGAAUCGCACUCUGCCCGUGGAGGGUUUUCCACGUCGGUUGUGUGCCUACUGUGUGGAUCCCUUGUCCGUGAACUGGGAAGAACUCCUGCCAUUCCCCACUUCCUGCUGAUGGGUCACAGAGCAGAGGAGCUGAGGGACCCCCGAGGAGGCUGGGUCUGCAGCUCUUGGGCCCCGCUCCCUGCCUGCUGCAGGAGUCCUGAGAUGCCAGCAGCUUCCUUCGAUGUCUGCUGUCCUAGUGUCUCUCCCUGGAGGCAGUGCAGUGGUCACCAGGCACUUUGUGUCCCUGGAUGUGCUCAUUCCAUCUCUCAUGCGAGCUCAGCUAAUGCAGCAGGAGCUCCCCCGACUCUCCGCACCCCAGUCCAGCUGCCACAGGUCCAGGUCAGCGUGGGAGGAGAGGUGUGGGCCCCACAUCCCUUACUGCAGCCACAGCAGACAGCAGUAAUGGAUCACCGAGGUAGUCCUCUCCCUGAUGCAGCCUGAACAGAGCUCAUGGUCCUAAGUCCCUCUCAACUGCCAAUCAAUCAUAUUUGACAGAUGAGAGAAGUCUGUUUGACAUCCUUAGAGCAGAUGGCAGCCCCCUCAUUCUGAUUUCCUUCUUCUAUAAAUAUAUAAUUCUAUAUAUAUGUAAAUCCAUAUAUGUAAUUCCAUAUAUGUAUAUAUAACUCCAUAUAUAUAUAAUUCCAUAUAUAUGUAAAACCUCCUAUUAGAAUGUACCCAAUCAGAAAUCACUUUUUGUUCAUCUUGUUCUUGGGGGAGACAAACUAAGGUAAUGGGAGGUAAAGCAGAGCGGAAAGUGUUAACUGCUCCUCCGCGGGCCUAUUUUUUCAGGCUGUCUUGGUUCAGCUUUGUGCCCAUUUUACAGGUUAGAACAGUGAGGCCCAGCAGCUCCUGCUUACCCAGUGAGCUCAGGGAGUUCGUCCAGAGGUGGGGCUAGGUCUGUGCAUUCCUUGGGUGACAACGUGACCCUGCACAGCAGUGCCCGGGGCUGAGCCUGGGCUCUCCUGGUCCUGGGCCGUGUGGCCGUAGGCCAGUUCACUGCUGCCUCCUCCCUUCCUAGUGGUGAAAGGGAAAAUUACCCAGGAGCCUCUUGGACUCCUUGAGCUGCUGUGUAUUCUGGAAAUACAAGGGCGGGCUCCUGUCUGGAGGAAACAAAGUCGCCCUCCCCCGCCAGCUGUGGCUCAGACUGAUAGUGACUCGACCUUGCUCUCAUCUUGAGAAAUCCCAUUGCCGCUUCUGCAGCUGGGAGGUGUCAAGGCCAGCGGGUGUCAGCUUGCUUUUCUGUGCGGUCACGACAACCUCGUGGCCCACUGUGCUUGCUCUACCUCCAAUUUCUCAUCUAGAUCCCAGGCAGGAAGAAAGGGAGUGAGUUUAGUGAAUCUGUUUUCCCGGAUGCUCCUCUGACAACUUUCACCCUCAUCUUGUUGGCCAGGACACUGUCACGGGGCUCCCCUUGUCUGGGAACAUGCCCCCAACAAGACGGGGCUCCCCUUGUCUGGGAACACGCCCCCAGCAAGACGGGGCUCUUUGAGAAAAGUGGGGAGGAUGGAUUAGGGCGGUACCUGGAUGUCAAUUCCACAGGCAGAGAAGCCCAAGCCUCCGGGUCUGGCUGUCUCUGCCAACAGAACGUGGAGAUGCUCACCCUUGAACUUGAGAAUGACCUGGCACCACGGCCAGGAGCCUUUAGGUCCCCCAGGUUUGGCAGAUGUUCUCACGAGGCCUGGUCGACCCUGCGGGGCUGGGUCUGUGUGUAGACAGGGCCCAGCCCCCCCACCCUGCUGUGCUCCCCAGGGCCCUGCCCCCUACCCUGCUGUGCUCCCCAGGGCCCAGCCCCCCACCCUGCUGUGCUCCCCAGGGCCCAGCUUUUUCAUGCCCUGUGUUUGCUUUCCGUGCAGCAAAUUUCUGUUCACUUUUUUUUUUCUUGAGCAUGAGGAGCUCCUGGGUUCAGAUCCUGAGCUUUUCCCAGCCACUGCCAGUUUUCUAGCAGGCACUGAGGCCUUGAAAGGAAACAGGAACACUCGUAGGUGGCCCCCGUCACCCACCGAGACCCGGGCUCCCGCAGCAGGGGCCACAGUCGGGGCUGGAAGGCAGGCCUCGUUUCUCCCCCAGAGAACACCUGUGUUUGUCCAAGUAGGACCAACGGGGAUUUGUUUUGAAAGGGAAAUUAUAAAGCAGAGAUUCAUGGUCUAAAAGCAAAUCUGAGAGCCCUGGAGAGUGGCCAGCAGGACUCAGCAUCGCCUGGCACCUGCCCGUGGUUGUCAUGGUUACAGCUGCUCCCAAGUUGAUACCCGACCACCUCCUCUGGACAGGAGUCAGCAAACUCCGGGAGGAACCUCAGUCUCCCCCAAGGGGUCCUGGGCUUCCGUUCUGGAAUGCUUCUGAGCCCAGUGGGCGGGUCAGCAGGCCUGUCCCUGCCGGGGCACCUCUGUAGGGAUGGGGGUCAAAGGUGUGCAGCCCCUCCCCUGCUGUGAUGAUAAAGGCAGAGCAGGAAGCCAGGUGAGGCCCCCCAGUGGGGCCCUGACUCCCAGACGCCUGUGCUACGAGUGCACACUGAAGGCGGAGCACAGAGGUGGGUAAAGCACCCGGCCAGGUGGUGAGCAGCGAGCCUGGCACUUGAGCCCUGGGAGCGUGGCUCCAGGCCCGACGUUGCUGUCACUCCUAGAACUUCGCCUUGGCUGCAGUUGCUUUGCUUUGCAGGCCACAGGCUGUGGUGACGUUGACAGCCGCUUCGCUGGUGGAGGCGCCAGAGCUGCGGCUGCACGUUUCCUGCACGAGCCCACGCCCCCGCUGCCGCCGGGAGCUGGCAAGGCCAGGACGGAGUGCAGGGCACAGAGCAGGUGCUGACUGUCUGCCUGGUGCUCCCAGAGACGCAGGGACCCACAGAGUGCAGCGUCUACUACGAGCUGGCUCCUGCCAGGGCAGCCGGCUGUGCGUGUUCCAGAAGUCCUGCCGGGGAGGAGGAAGUGGCCGGGCGAUGUGUGUGUAGUUGGUGUGCGCGUGUGUGUGUGUGUGUGUGUGUGUGCAGGAACGAGUGCCUUCCCCUCCAAACCCAGAGCCCAGCCUUCAUUCCAACCCGAAUGGGUUUUUUGGUUUCCUUGUCUUCCCAUGGAAGGGCUCAGAGCGGAGGGGCAGGAGCCUCCAACAUCCCAGCCGGAAGGCAUCUGUCGACUCCGGCACUCGCACUGCCCCAAGCCACGUCUGCCUGGGCACGCUCACCCCAUCCUCCCUACCUGGGACCUGGGUGCGCUAACCCCACGCUGCCCAUUUGCUCGCGUGGCCGGAACAGUGGCUCACGCAGUGCGAGGCAGGCGAUGGGGUGGGGGGUGUGCGUGUACACGCGUGUAGAUGCUGCGUACGUGGUUUCUGGUGGCAAAAGCCAGCUGAUGUCAUUGUUUCAAAUGUGCUGUUACGUACUGAGUGUGCAGAGGGACCAUAUCCAGUGUUAUGUUGUUUGUGACUGUAAAAUACGCAUUUGCAAUCAGUUAAGCUUUCUGGGAAGGGAAGCGGUGUCGGAGCCAAACAACUGUCUUGGACCGUGUGUGUGUUAUCUGGGUUCCUGGGGUCCCUCCCCGCCGUGCCGGCCCAGCCCGGAGGCUGCGGGACCCGGGGCCCCGCUCGGCGCUGCGGUGUGGGGUCACGCUGUAGCGUUCUUCCCUUCAUGUUCCAGGCGAUGUAGCCGUGUUCCAGAAGUCGUUUGACUUUCUUGUCGCUUUGUGUUUUUUUAUAAUGUAUCUGCUUUGUGUUUGGAAAUAAAAACAUCUCUAUUUUGGUCUAUGAA
Messenger RNA from Oryctolagus cuniculus (rabbit), 11232 nucleotides. The record is from RefSeq and is a predicted model, not a curated record. Lineage: Eukaryota; Metazoa; Chordata; Mammalia; Lagomorpha; Leporidae.